AUGGUCGGUUCUUAUGCACUACAUCAACGGCUUCACGAACUGCCCGAGCGUGAGGCUGGAAUGGUCAAGCUACUAUGCAACGACCUGGACAUCCCGCUCGGAGUGAUAGCGCCUCUAAGGAUGGACGAUCCAAUCAUCCAGAAGCUGGGACAGGAGACCUUGGCCCGGAGCUCAGUCGAUGGCACGCUCGCGAUGCUGGUCAAUGGUGGCAAGCUGCAAGAGGAGAUCUCACGACUCGCUACAGAAGCCGAUUUACCUUUGAUGGGAUCGAGCGCCAACAUGACCGGUAAAGGUACCAAGUCACUCGUGGAGGAGAUCGAGCCGGAGAUCAUUGCAGCUGCAGACAUCAUCAUCGAUUACGGGAAGCGGAAGUACAGUGUCCCAAGGACGAGCACGACCAUGAUCAACUUCAAGAACAUGGAGCUCAUCCGAUUCGGAGCGUGCUAUGAUGUGGUGAAGUACACGAUGCAGAGAUAUUAUGGGAUUGAGUAUCCCGAAGACCCCGGCAAGGAGGCUCUGUUCAGCGGUCAUCGCGGUGAGCAAGCCAAUCAGUACUAG
Molecule: messenger RNA, 558 nt
Organism: Cyphellophora attinorum
Lineage: Eukaryota; Fungi; Ascomycota; Eurotiomycetes; Chaetothyriales; Cyphellophoraceae
Exons: 1
Coding region: 1-558 (185 amino acids)
Molecular function (GO): double-stranded RNA binding
Source: RefSeq, a predicted model, not a curated record